AUGUCCAUAGACGUCUGCAGCGAGGACUAUGGCCUCUCCGCCAUCCGGAGAAGAUCUAAGACUCCUGGAGUAAUGAUCACACAGUAUGUAGUGAAUCUACCAGAGGGAAAAUCCACCCCAGAUUUCCAGUCGAAACCUAUGCCGGUAGAAAUUAAGGAAGGACAAUUGGCUGUUUUCAAGGCUAUAGUGACGGGGGAUCCAAAACCAGAGGUGUCAUGGAGGAGAACCAAAGGCCAUAUUUUAGACAAAAAGAAAUUCCUGACGAGAUACGAUGAAUCAACUGGAGAGCAUAUAUUAGAGGUUUACAAAGUGUCUGAAGAGGAAUCAGAUACGUAUAAGUGCUCUGCUGUGAAUGAAUUUGGCAAAGCUGUCUGCACAGCAACAUUAAACCUGAGUGACGUUUCAACAAACCCAUCAGAUUUCAGAAAACUGCUCCGGAGAAAGAAAGGAGGAAAUAAAACACAAGGGGAAACUGAUGAGAGAUUCUGGGACGCAAUGAUGAAAGCUGACAGGAGUGACUAUGAGCGCAUUUGUGCUGAGUUUGGUGUUACAGACAUACAAUCCAUUAUAAAGAAACUAGCAGAGAAGAAGAAGCAGAGAAGGCAAAAUAACUAUACGGAUGGUGAGAUACUUUCUGAUGAAGAUUCAAAAGAGAAACACGGCCUUAAGAGUUCUGGGAGGACAAAGGAUCAGAGAAUCAAUGGCCUGGUGCAGAAGGAUACAGGGAACAAUCAAGUAGAUGAAGAGGUCAACCGCCUGUUAACAGAGUUAAGACUUCGAAGUAUGGACUUCAUUAUCAAAAUUGAGGAAAUCAAUGCUGAAGAGAAUGAUGAUGUCCUCUUUGAGUGUGUCCUGGCGCAUCCAUUACCCAGUAUCUCAUGGAUGGGCAAGGACGGCGAGCUGGAGGAUGGGGAGAAAUACAGUAUCUCUGUAUCAGACCACCAACUAAUCCACACCCUGUUAAUUAAGGACUGCACACUGGAGGACAAAGGCAUAUAUUCAGCUGUGGCAGGCAAAGCGACCAGCAGUGCCUCGCUGGUUGUAGAAGAGAGGGACCCUUCAUCAGUGGGGAAGAAAACAGUCCGUUCAAGUAGAGCUCGGACUGAUCUGGAGAAAGUGGCCAGAGAGCAACAGAUGAAAAACCAAGAAGAGAUGGAGAAGAUUUUAGAAGCAGUGAGAGCAAAACACAAGGAAAAUCAACAGAAAGAGGAGAAUGAAUUAACCUCUGGUGGAAUAGACGGUGAGAUAAGUGAAGUUGCAGGACCAGGUCAAAACAGUGAAGCUCUAGAGGCCAAGUCAAAAGGGAAGAAAGGAAAAGUGAAGUUCAAAAUCUUAAGAGAAGAUGGUACAGAAGAAGAAAUAGAAGAUUCAGAGUGUUUAACAAACGCAGAAGGGGAACUGAUAGAAGGUGACCCAACAAAACAGAAAUCCAUCAAAUCAAGAGGUCAAGAGGACUCUGACAAGGUAACAGAAGAUGAAAAUGAAGACGCUGAUUCAGAUGGAAACGGAGAUGGAGACUCUUCUGGGUCUGCAGGACGCCGAGGGAAAAAAAAGAAGGGCCAGCGCAAACAACACUCAUCUGAUCCAAAUGAACUGGAAAGUGACAGCGAACAAAGUGACAGUGAUGAGGAUGAAGACUCUACUGGCCAGGUCAAACGUUCAGGUAGCUCAAAGAAAGGUCGACGCCGGUCACGUAAAGCAAUCAACGGUGAAAGUUUAGGUCCUGAAGAUCACAAUGAAAAUAAAGACACUGAAGAUGCAACCGACUCAGCUAAACCUUCAAGGCGUAAAAGACAAGUCCCACUGAUAGAAGACACAGUGAUUGAUCCAGGGGUUCAGUUUGUCUGUGGUUUGUCUGAUGUCAGCGCUAUCAUCCAUGAGACUGCAGAGUUCACAUGUAAGCUCAGCAGUGAAGACUGUGACGGAGUCUGGUUCAGAGACGGCAAAAAGAUAUUCCCAGAUGACAAUUUCACUAUCAGUAAGGAUGGUGCGAUCCAUAAACUGGUCAUUAUCCGCUGUGAGGAGGAGCACUCUGGGAAAUACCGUUUUGAGGCAGAUGGCCGUAAAACAGAAGCGAUGAUCAAUGUGAAAGAUCCUCCAAGGUUUGACCCAGAGGACCUCAUUUCAUUCACCGAGGCUGUGACAGUUAAAGUGGGACACGUUGCCAUCUUCAAAAUGCAAUUUGUUGGUCAUGAGCCCAUUAAAAUUCAGUGGUACAAGGAGGGAGACGAGUUACAAGAAGACAACAACGCGAGGAUUGAGAAAUCUGCAAGUCACAGCCGCUUGCUCCUGAGCAGGUGCCAAAGGAAAGACACAGGAGAGAUCAAAAUCAAGCUCAAGAAUGAACACGGCUCGGCUGAGGCGAUUUCACAGCUAAUUGUGCUUGGCAAACCCACCCCACCCCAGGGUCCUGCAGAGGUAACAGAGAGCUCAGCCAUGUGUAUAGAAUUUAGAUGGAGGCCUCCAAAGGAUGACGGUGGCUCACCAGUCACUAACUUCAUUCUUGAGCGACAGCAAGUGGGGCGAAACACCUGGAAGAAGUUGGGGGAAAUCCCAGGUGUGCCUAGCUACCGGGAUGCAGACGUGGACCACGGUCGAAAAUACUGCUACCGCAUCCGAGCAGUGACUGCUGAAGGCACGAGUGAAGUCAUGGAGACAGAUGAUAUUCAAGCCGGCACUCUGGCUUUUCCUGGGCCUCCAGCACCUCCACAGGUAGUCAGUUCUUACGACGACUGCAUCAACAUCUCCUGGGAUUCACCAAGUAACAAAGGAGGUUCACGAAUCCUGGGCUAUAUAUUGGAGAAACGCAAGAAGGGGAGUAAUCUCUGGACUGUUGUGAAUGCCUCAGAUGAACUAAUAAAAGAGAAAAAAUAUGCAGUUAAGGAUGUAGUGGCAGGUAUGCAGUAUGAAUUCAGAGUUACUGCCAUAAACCUCUCAGGAGUUGGUGAGUUCAGCAGCCCAUCAGAGUAUGUGUUCGCACGGGAUCCCAAGAAGCCUCCUGGUAAAGUCAUAAGCUUGAGGGUGACAGAAACGUCUUACUCUCACAUUGUCCUGACAUGGACCAAACCUGAGGACAAACCAGGGAUACAGGAUGAAGUAAAGGGAUACUUUGUUGAGAUCAGGCCUGCUGAGGACAUUGAAUGGUCCCGCUGUAAUACCACACUGCUCAUCACGACUACCUACAGUGUGAAAGGCCUUAAAUCCAUGGGCAUGUACUGGCUGAGAGUGACUGCUAGUAAUGACGGAGGAGUGAGUGGUCCUGCGGAGCUCUCCAACUAUGUCCUUGCAAUGCCCUCGCCUGUGAGGCCAAAGUUCACGAACCACAAGGUGAAGAGUUUCUUGGUUGUGAGGGCAGGAAACUCUGUCAGGAUCACAAUGAACUUUGAGGCCUCCCCACAGCCUAAAAUAAUCUGGCUAAAGGACAAUGUACCCGUGACAAAGAGAGUUACAAUCAGUAACUCUGAUGGCACGUCUCAGCUGCUGAUCCCCUCCUCUGAGCGCUCUGAUACUGGCAUCUACUCCAUUUUGGUGAAAAAUCUUGCAGGACAGGAGACGUUCAGUACAGAGGUCAGGGUCACAGAUGAUCCAAAGCCUCCUGGACUGGUAGAACUGGAGGAGAAUGUGCCAGGCACAGUCACAGUGAUGUGGGAGCCUUCCCCUGAUGAGAAGCGAGAUGACCGCCUCCACUACAUAUUGUCCAAACUGGACUCCACCAAACGCACAUGGGCCACAGUGGCAGACCGGCUCUUUAACAACAAGUUUACAGUCUGCAACAUCAUGCUGGGGAGGGAAUAUCAUUUCCGGAUCUAUGCCAAAAAUGACAUGGGUGUAUCUGCACCCUCAGAGUCUCCAAUUUGGGAGGUAGAGAGAAAGAAAGAGAAGUUUAUGGUGAGCGUACCGACCAGAGAGGACUGUGAUUUACGAUGUGCUCCAACCUUCAUUGUGCCUUUGAAGCUCCACACUGCACCCAAAGGCUAUGAAUGCUACAUGAGUUGUGCUGUGAAGGGAGAUCCCAAACCUCGCAUCACAUGGUAUCGAAACCACAUCAGCCUGAACACUAAUACCAACUAUUACAUUUCGGACACCUAUGGAGUUUGCUCCAUGCUCAUUCUCCGCGUAGGCCCCAAAGACAUGGGCGAGUACACCAUCCAUGCAGAGAACGCCCUCGGGCGGGCUGAGUGCUCCACUGUGCUCAGUGUCAAAGAGUGAAGAAACCACAGGCCUGAUGAAGCUGACUACAUUUAAAUUAUUUAAUACAUGGGUUGUGCCUGAAAUAGUUCACUCAAUCACUAUUCCCUGCUCACUAUGUAGAGACUUCUAUGCACAGGACAAGAAAGUGAGCUAGUCUGCAAAAUUAUAACUCACUCUAAGACCCAAAAGGAGUAUUCUCUCUGUGACUUUAAUGACCAUCAUUGGAUAUUUUCUUUCCUUCAACAUGUCAUGAUUAACAGUGCUGGCUGACUAAUUCAAAACUUUUCAGGAUGGCAGAUGGGAAACUUUAGAGAGGGGAUAUUAUGCUCAUUAUUUAGGCUUUAUAUUGUCCCUCUGAUAUCUCUGAAACAAUUUUACAUGAUUCACAGCUCAAAACAGUCUUUACAUAUCUCAGAUUGGCGUCAUUGAAACCCCUCAUUUCAUUUCACUGUCUCCUUAAGGCCCCCCCUCCCCUAGCUUUCCAGAACCCAGCAUUCUUGAGGCCUCCUUCACUGUUGCCAUGCAACAGAGUUGUGUGUCCCUUUUUUUAAAAUGACAAAUUUGGGGGCACCUGUUUGGCCUAGUGGCUAAGUCAUGCACCCAAUGUACAGAGGAUAUAGUAGCCUCUUUCCCACAUGUCACUCCUUGCCCUAUCCACUGUCCUAUCCUCUCUGAAUAAAGAGCCCAAAAAUAUAAGUUAAAAAAAAAGUUAGACAAAUUUGCCCUUUUAAAGGGUAACUAAACCCCAGAGUUUCGGCUGAAGAGCAUCUACUCAGGAAUUUCAAAAAAUGCCAAUGGAACGUCAAUGUAUCAAUUUGGACAGGGUGGGAGUUUGUGCAAUCAGGUGAGGUAGGUUAUAUAGGGUACGAUGACAGACGCAAGUACCAAAUUAUGUCACCGUGAACUCAGCCAGCCAUUAGAAAAGCUCCAUUGCAGUAGUCAGGUUUCGACCUGCAGAUGGCAGUCUCUACACACAUUUUCAACACAAUUUGAGGAAUUUUAAUAUGUUGUGCUCAACUGCUGGGAUCAAGACCCACAUUGAUUAACAGCACUACUAAAUCCCUAUAUAAAUAUGUUUCAGCUAAAAAAAAAAGUGGUUUGGGGUUUAGUUGCACUUUAAGGAGAUUCACCAACUUGUGAUGUCACGAUUUGAGCAAAUCUAAUUUUGUGUAAUUCUUGUGACUUUUUAAACAAGCUGUUCAGAGCAUCCCGCAGCCUGAGAUUACUCCAACACCUCACAAUUUGAAACGUUGCCCAUCUUUAGUAUUGACAUCCAACAUUUUACCUUAAUAUUUGUUUUUUUAAAUUAUGAAAAAAGCAUUAUACUGCCUCUUUGAGUCCACUAAAUAGUGCAUAGAAAUGAUCAGUCAACAUUUAGAGAGCAUUACAAAAAGGAUAACUGUAUCAUGGAAUGUUUCAUCAGUAGUGAAACAGGCAAAGAGAAAAUGUUUGAGUUGAAGUGGUUGUGCUGCUUGGAUGUAAUACACUUCAAUAUUAUAUCUAGUGGACUGCUGCUGAAAUAAAAAAUAUAUAAAGCA
Messenger RNA from Notolabrus celidotus (New Zealand spotty), 5729 nucleotides. Its product is annotated as immunoglobulin-like and fibronectin type III domain-containing protein 1. The transcript is spliced from 24 exons. Gene Ontology annotation, molecular function: protein binding. The record is from RefSeq and is a predicted model, not a curated record. The coding region runs from base 1 to 4209 and encodes 1402 amino acids. Lineage: Eukaryota; Metazoa; Chordata; Actinopteri; Labriformes; Labridae.